Chaetomium fimeti is the source of this 848-nucleotide messenger RNA. RefSeq lists its product as uncharacterized. The record is from RefSeq and is a predicted model, not a curated record. Lineage: Eukaryota; Fungi; Ascomycota; Sordariomycetes; Sordariales; Chaetomiaceae. The transcript has 2 exons. The coding region runs from base 125 to 793 and encodes 222 amino acids.
UUCCCGUCUUGUUUCUCUUUCCUCGCCCUCGUCUGAACAUCCCAAACGCUCUGUUGCCAGGUAGAACACUCGAAGAUACGUAGUCCCAAUCGCCCACUCUCAUCCAUCCCACCCGACCGCAACCAUGGCGCCCUUGCGGUCUUUGUUCACCGCCGCCGUGCUCUUCCUCUCGGCCGCGAAUGCUCACUUCGAGCUCCUCCAGCCGCCCUCGCUCGAGGGCGACCAGAUGAACGAGGACCUCGAACCCAACGCGCCCUGUGGUGGUGGCGUCGCCGACCUCAGCACAAACGAGGUCGUCGAUUUCCACGUCGAUGGCGAUGCCGUGGGCUGGUUCCUGGGCCACCCCCAGGCCAAUUGGCUCAUUCGCGGCACCCUCGACUCCAAAGCCGCCGGCAACUGGACCGAGAUGUACCCCGUCAUCCAGCAGGACGGCCGCGGCGAGUUCUGCCAGCCUGCCGUCAAGGCCCCGACGGCGUGGGCCGGCAAGAAGGGCAUCAUCAGCAUUGCUUGCGCUGCCCCAGACGGCCUUCUCUUCCAGUGCGCCGCCGUAAACUUUGUCUCGGGCGCCAACGCCUCCCCCAGCGAUUGCAACAAUGGGUCCGUGACCGCCACCUUCACCGACGACCCGAACCUCUCCGCCCUGCUAGACGCCUCAACCACGACCAGCCCGAGCCCUUCCGAGACCACCUCGGGGAGCGCGGCCCCUUCCCUGGUCGCGCGGGGCAGCGGUCUGCCAAUUGGCAGUCUUGCUGUCACCGCAGUGAUGCUUCUGAUAGGAGCGGCUCUUCUGUGAGCACCUUGGGAACGUGUGGUUUGUUAGUUGAUAAGCUGGACCGGCUGCGUUGAGU